CGGGCCCAGCUGGGGAGCGGCUCCGCCCUUCGUGUGGCUCUCGCCGGCCCACGGCGGCCGUGUUCCCCCGCGGGGAGCGGAAGAGGCGCGGCUAGCGCGGCGGCGGCCUCCGUGCGGCGGGAUGGCGGCGGUGCCGCGUUCCGUGGGGUGUCGGCGGCCCGGGGCCGUCCUGCUGCGGCUGCUGGGAGUGCUGCUGCUGGUGGGCGCAGCGGGUGCCGGGCAGCGUUCCAAAUGGCGGCUCCCAGUGCUUACGGGGAAGAAGUUUAAUUUUGGGAAGAUUCUCUUCAGCAACACAACAAUUUUCCUGAGAUUUGAAGGAGAUGAGAAAGCUUGUGAUCCCUCCCAGAGUUUCAAUGUUACUUGGUACUUAAGAUACUCAGACUGCUACAAUGAAGUCUUCAACUUUGGGGAUGAACAGGCAGAGUACUAUUUUGGGGCUACUUCUGAAGAGCAUCCGGGUUGGUCAGGAUAUUACGCCACGGGUUUUCUUCCUUUUCCAAAUUGCUCUGAGCUCUUCAGGCCUCAGACAUUCUAUAAAGAAUUUGUGCAUCCAGAGCCUCUCUCGCCUGAGAAGCAAGAGGGCUUAAAAGAUAAGAAGGAGAACGGAGGCAAUCACACAACGGUGGCAGAUAAAACUGCAAUGAAUGCUGUCAUGAAAACUUGGCGAGAUGGGCCAUAUAUAUUUAUUGUGCAAAUUUCAACUGUGAAGGAUUCUACUACCAGAGUUAAAAGAACGGAGAGAACGCCACCUUCCUCCUAUCAAAAUAAACCCUUCACAAUGACAGUUGAACUGAAGGGGCCCUAUGAGUAUCUCUCACUUGCAGACUAUCCUCUGAUGAUAUUUUUCAUGGUGAUGUGUAUUGUGUACGUAUUCUUUGGAGUUCUGUGGCUUGCGUGGUCAGCGUGUUACUGGCGAGAUCUCCUGAGGAUCCAGUUCUGGAUUGGUGCUGUUAUCUUCCUGGGAAUGCUCGAGAAAGCCGUUUUCUAUGCAGAGUUCCAGAACAUCCGCUACACGGGGGAAUCCGUUCAAGGAGCAGUAAUACUGGCAGAACUGCUUUCUGCUGUGAAGCGAUCGCUGGCUCGAACUCUGGUCAUCAUAGUCAGUCUGGGAUAUGGGAUAGUCAAGCCUCGCCUUGGAGUUACUCUUCACAAAGUAGUUAUGGCUGGAGCCCUUUACCUAUUAUUUUCUGGCAUGGAAGGUGUUCUUAGAGUCACAGGGUUUUUCUAUGACACUGUGGCUCUGAUAGCAAACUUGGCCCUGUCCAUGAUUGACGCCUGUAUUAUUUUGUGGAUAUUCAUCAGCUUAACUCAAACAAUGAAACUGCUGAAACUUCGAAGGAAUGUUGUGAAGCUCUCAUUGUAUCGACACUUCACCAACACACUCAUCUUGGCGGUAGCAGCCUCCAUUGUAUUUAUCAUCUGGACCACCAUGAAGUUCAGGCUGGUGGACUGUCAGUCGGACUGGCAGGAGCUAUGGGUGGAUGAUGCCAUCUGGCGUUUAUUGUUCUCCAUGAUUCUUUUUGUCAUCAUGAUUCUGUGGAGACCAUCUGCUAACAACCAAAGGUUUGCUUUCUCUCCACUCUCUGAAGAGGAUGAUGAUGAUGAGCAGAAAGAGCCAAUGUUAAAGGAAAGCUUUGAGGGAAUGAAAAUGAGGAGUACAAAGCAAGAACCAAAUGGGAAUGUAAAAGCAAACAAAGUUCAGGAGGAUGACCUGAAGUGGGUAGAGGAAAAUGUCCCUUCAUCAGUGACAGAUGUUGCUCUUCCAGCUCUUCUGGAUUCAGAUGAGGAAAGAAUGAUUACACACUUUGAAAGGUCCAAAAUGGAGUGAAGGAGUAGCUUUUUGCUAUUGGAAGUGGAGAUGCCUCUCAAAGUUGCUUGGUGGAGCAAGUGCAUCCUGCUGAUUUGUUUCUUGAUCUCAGCCUUGGAAGUUUGAUGCUUUAUUGUCAUGAGGGCGUCUUGCUGUGGAAGAAGUUCACAAGGACAUUAUAAACCUUUUGGAAAUUUGAAUAUAUGAAGUUGCUGCAAGUUUGGAUUUUUAAGCAAUUUAAAUGUGUACUAUUCCAGCACCUUCUGUAACUUUUCAAAUAUUUAAUCUGUGAAACUAAAAUUCCUAAUGUCUGCUU
Dryobates pubescens (Downy woodpecker) is the source of this 2123-nucleotide messenger RNA. RefSeq names its product transmembrane protein 87A (gene TMEM87A). Gene Ontology annotation, biological process: retrograde transport, endosome to Golgi. Bases 122 to 1828 code for a protein of 568 amino acids. The record is from RefSeq and is a predicted model, not a curated record. The transcript is spliced from 20 exons. NCBI's taxonomy places the organism in Eukaryota, Metazoa, Chordata, Aves, Piciformes, Picidae. Gene Ontology annotation, cellular component: Golgi cisterna membrane; Golgi apparatus.